AGUAGAUAAUUGAUAAGUAUCAGGCAUUUAGAAUACGUUUGAUUGUAGUAAAUGAUGGUUUAAACUUUAGAGAUAGUCAUAUUUGUUCCAUUUAAUUUAUGAGAAAGAGAUUCAUGAGUUUGUCAUCUUCUAAAUGAGAGAGAAAAGUUCAUUUACUAAUUGGCUUUUGUUCUAAAUUUAAAGCGCCUAAAUUCUUUUACAGUAAGCCCAGCUUUUUAUCCUCACAAAAUAAUUUUCAUACUAUUUUAGUUAAUAAUUAUGAAUUUAGAAGUAGCCUGAAAUAGCUGAGAUGCCCUUGAUUGUGAUAAAGUAACCGCCUUUAACUUUUGAGGCUGAUUCAAAAGAUUUAGCCUCAGUUUUAUUAUUCUUAUGCUUCCUUAUCUUAGCUCAUACUCUUAAUAGUUCGCCUAUCUCAAACCGUAAUAGACCCUCCAUUUUGAUAUUUACUCCUAUUAACUAGUAAAGAACAUGUAUCUCUUGUGUCCAAAGGACUGAAAUCAACACUCUUGAUUCUAUAACUACUCUUAAUAUUUCUCUCUCUACAACAAAGCUAGUUCUCCUUGUGAUGUUCAGAACAAAUUACAGACUUUCUCCUUUGAGCUGCUCUGUUUUAGCUCAUAUUCCUUCAGACUCUAUUACUUAACAGUACUUUUAAAGGCAUGGAAUUUUUAUGGAGAAGGGCUUCAGUUUAAUCAUCUUCUUGGAAAAAUUGAUAGUUCAUGCUUAUUUUAAUUAUAUUAUUACUUUCA
Messenger RNA from Moneuplotes crassus, 749 nucleotides. NCBI's taxonomy places the organism in Eukaryota, Ciliophora, Spirotrichea, Euplotida, Euplotidae. The record is from the annotation of a GenBank genome assembly.